Molecule: messenger RNA, 1860 nt
Organism: Trifolium pratense (red clover)
Lineage: Eukaryota; Viridiplantae; Streptophyta; Magnoliopsida; Fabales; Fabaceae
Product: tubby-like F-box protein 3
Exons: 6
Coding region: 401-1579 (392 amino acids)
Molecular function (GO): protein binding
Source: RefSeq, a predicted model, not a curated record
AGAUAAUAGAUAACCUCAAUCCCUUUCUUAGACACUCAACUCAACAAGUAACCCCUUUUGCUCACAAUGCAUUUUACUAUCUUACCCUUGUCUUUUUGUCUCUUUUUCAUCUCUUUAAGACAAAAACAUAAACACACACUACUUAUUACUCAAACUCAAUUCUCGCUUUUUUCUCAUCACAAUCUCAUCCUUUUCUCUUUUUCCUUUUCACAAACACACUCACCAAACUCUUUCCUAAUUUUCUCAAUCCCCACAAGGAAAAAUAUCCAAAAUUAAUUAAAUUUCCCUUAAUCAACGCAACACUUUUAACACCCCCUCUCUAUUUAUCCACUCUUUCAAAGCUGAAAAAUUUCAUCUUUUUGUUGAAUUUGGAUUCAGAAUCGAAAUUGGCGAUCUGGGUAUGGCUAUAAUCAGGAAUAUAUUUGAAGAUAUGAGAUCGAGAUCUCAAAGGGCAGUUGCGGUUGAGAAAGAAGAGAAAGUGGCUGUUGGUGAUGGUUUAAGACAGAGUUGUUGGGCUAACAUGCCACAAGAACUUCUUCGUGAGGUUCUUGUCAGAAUUGAAGCAUCAGAGGACACGUGGCCACCUAGGAAAAACGUUGUUGCAUGUGCUGGAGUAUGUCGGAACUGGAGAGUUAUCACCAAAGAAAUCGUUAAAAAACCUGAAAUUUCUGCUAAGAUUACUUUCCCCAUUUCUGUUAAACAGCCUGGUCCAAGGGAGAAUCUCCUUCAAUGCUUUAUAAAGCGCAACCGGUCCACUCAAACGUACUAUUUGUAUCUCAGUUUAACUGGUUCGCUAGGUGAUGAUGGGAAGUUCCUUCUGGCUGCACGCAAAUGCAGACGUCCUACCUGCACUGAUUAUAUCAUCUCUCUAGAUGGAUAUGAUAUGUCAAGAGGAAGCAAUUCCUAUGUCGGGAAACUGAGAUCAAAUUUCCUUGGAACGAAGUUCACAGUCUAUGAUGGUCAGCCACCUCAUGCCGGGGCAAAGAUUGCAAAAAGUCACUCCACUAGGUUGGUGAAUCUAAAGCAGGUUUCACCCAAGGUCCCAACAGGAAACUAUCCAGUUGCUCACAUCUCAUAUGAAUUGAAUGUUCUAGGCUCUAGGGGCCCUAGGAGAAUGCACUGUGUAAUGGAUUCCAUUCCUUCCUCUUCAAUCGAACCAGGAGGGGUAGCUCCUACACAAACUGAGUUUUCUCUAAACAACAUAGAAAUGUUUCCCCUGUUUCCUUUUUUCCGAUCAAAAUCAAGUCGUGUGGUGGAGAACUCUCUAUCCGGACCCCUGGUUGGUGAUAAAAAAGAGGGCAUGCUUGUGUUGAAAAACAAGUCUCCAAGGUGGCAUGAGCAGCUGCAGUGUUGGUGCUUAAACUUUCAUGGACGUGUGACGGUUGCCUCGGUUAAAAACUUUCAGCUGGUUGCUUCUGCAGAAAAUGGAGCUGCUGGACCGGAACAUGAAAAGAUCAUCCUGCAAUUUGGAAAAGUUGGGAAGGAUUUGUUUACAAUGGAUUAUCGAUACCCUAUCUCGGCAUUUCAGGCAUUUGCAAUCUGCCUCAGCAGCUUUGAUACCAAGAUUGCUUGUGAAUAACAUGCUUAAACAGGUUCAAUCCAAGAUUUACAGUACCAUCUGAGAAAUAUGUAUGAAUGUAUGUAACUUUUGUGAGAAGAAAUCUGAUGAAAAGCAUCUAUGAAUGUGAUUGGAUGUUGAACUGAAAAUGUAAAAAGAGGGUGCUGCACAUAUGAGAAUGUUGUCGGUGUUAGUUUCUGAGAUCACAUGUGAAAUUGGAAUGUUACUUAUUCUCAUUGGUUUACAUUAUUGACCUUGUGAUGUACAUAAAUUCUUUCUCUCUCAUUUUUUAUUUUCUUUAA